Messenger RNA from Coregonus clupeaformis (lake whitefish), 6622 nucleotides. RefSeq names its product AT-rich interactive domain-containing protein 3B-like. Lineage: Eukaryota; Metazoa; Chordata; Actinopteri; Salmoniformes; Salmonidae. Gene Ontology annotation, cellular component: nucleus. The record is from RefSeq and is a predicted model, not a curated record. Gene Ontology annotation, biological process: regulation of transcription by RNA polymerase II. Gene Ontology annotation, molecular function: DNA binding.
CAAGUACAAGGGAGGAGCGAAAACCCGCAUAUACUCGGCGCUCCGUGGAAUGAGUUUGACACGUGGAAUAAAUAUAUCGUUAACCGAAAUAGGGACCACACACACAGUGGGGCCAUAGUACCAGACCAGAACAUUUCCAUCCACUUCCAUUUGGGGGCAGAAUUGAGUUGUCACAAUAUUAUUUCAUGGCGAGGGAAGUAACCUAACAUUACUGUCAUUACUUACAUGCAUCAUUGUAUAAAUGUGUCUUUGUAGGCUAUUUUAUAGCUCACCGCUCAGCAGAGUAGUUUUUAUCUGGGAUUAUAAAUUGCAUUAGUAUUGUACGGCAAUAGUUAUAUCAUUUUAGCUUUGCAUUAUCAUUGUUUGCCAAAAAUGUAGGGUAGGCUAAUUAUACAACAGGCAAGUUAUCCACAUGUUAAAUGUAAUUGUAUUGAGGGGAAAAGCCUGUCAGCAUAACGGCCACACGCGAUCUAUUAUGUACUAUUUAAUAGGCUCUAGUUUGCAUGGACUGUGACAGUGUUGCCAUUCUCAUAAGAUUGCCAUUCUCAUGAGAUUUGCAUACGCAUAGUAACUAUUCAACCAACGUAGCACUGCGCUGGAACUCUGGAACUUGUUGCUGUCGCUGGGCGGGCCCUAAUGAUGUUGUACGCCUAGGCGGGGGGUGUAAUUCAAGUGAAGGAAAAUCGAGUCAAGGGAGUUACCUCAACGGCAAGCUUUUCGAGAUAUGAGAUCGGGCCAUAUUUCGUGUCCGUCUUUCUCUAAAUUAGAAAAAGAAGUGGAGAACGAUAUAAUUGAGAGUUACACAGCCAACAUUCUGCCUAUCUGCUGGUGGACAAAUGUAACCCCCCCCCCCCGUGCAUGCACAAUUUCUCUGUGUUUACAAGUGAUUGAAACCGUGCCAGCGAAGAGGGAAAAGGAUAACCUAGGAAGGAGGGAUGGUGGACAAUUCUGGUAGCAGCAAGGCACAAAUGCCCAGUAUGUCACAGGAGAGUGGUCUGGGGGGUGUCUAUCCUCAGGGAGGCAUGGCAGGAGGAAUGAAGCUGGAGGCCGUCAUGGAGCAGCUGCAGCGCCAGCAGCAGGCCAGGCUGGAGAUGGAGCGCAAGGAGAGGAGGCUCCGCGAGGCCCACAUCAUGUACGCCCAGCAGGUAGCAGCACAGCAGGCCAUCCUGGCUGCGGCCCGGGCCUCUGGAGCUGGCUUCAUGGGCAAGGCCCUGGGUGGAGGUGCAGGGAUACCAAGAGGAGGCCCGUUGUCCCGGGUCUUCAACCAGAGCAGUGUGGACUCGGAGAGGGAGGACGAGGACAGAGGCCGGGAUUCAGGGGAUGAAGAUGACGAUGAGGAGAUGAUGGAUGGAGAUGAGGGGAGCGAGGAGGAAGAGGGAGGGGCUAGUGGUCUUGAGUACCUCCGCAAGCAGACACUGGCUCUACAACAGGGUGCCUCCCGCCUCCCAGCGCAUCCCUUUGGCAGUUACUCUACCUCGGGCCCCCAGCAGGCCCCAUUGCCACCCGUCAGGGUGAAGCAGGAGCCUGACGAGAGCCGCUCUCCUGCAGGGCCCCACUCUGCCACCUCCCCCAAUGGGCAGGCCGAAUGGAAUAGCUUUGACGAUCAAUUCAAACAGAAUGGGAGUGCUGCUUGGGCAGAUGAGAAUGACAGUGGAAGAGGAGGAAGAGGAGAGGCCUCCAGAGACUUUGCUAAGCUGUAUGAACUUGACAGUGACCCCAACAGAAAAGAAUUCCUGGAUGACCUGUUCACCUACAUGCAGAAAAGAGGGACCCCAGUGAACCGCAUCCCCAUUAUGGCCAAGCAGGUGCUGGACCUGUACAUGCUCUACAAGCUGGUGACAGAGAAGGGAGGCCUGGUGGAGGUCAUCAACAAGAAGAUCUGGAGAGAGAUCACCAAGGGCCUCAGCCUGCCCACCUCUAUCACCUCUGCUGCCUUCACCCUCCGCACACAGUACAUGAAGUACCUGUAUCCCUUUGAGUGUGAGAGGAAAGGUCUGAGUUCUCCAGGCGAGCUUCAGGCGGCCAUCGACAGUAACCGCCGGGAGGGACGUCGCCCCAGCUACAGCAGCAGCCUCUUCCGCUUCUCCCCAAGCACAGCCCCUCACAUCCUCUCCCCUCCCAAGAUGCACCUGUCUGCACUGGGGGCCGCUGGGAGCCUCAACGGCCUGCUGGCCUCACCCGUCCACUCUCUCAAAAAAGAAGAAAUCACCCCCUCCAUGAUGGCAGCGGCUCGUGGUUCCUCCAUGUCUCUGGCACUGGGGGCAGGUGGCAGGGCUGGCCGGGCUGCCACUCUGGAGCAGCUGAGGGAGAAGCUGGAGACUGGCGAGGGCCCAGAGAGGAAGAUGGCACGCCUGGCAGAGGAGCAGCAACGUUUGAUGCAGCAGGCAUUCCAACACAACCUGCUUGCCAUGGCCUCCCAGGUCCCCAUGAACCUGCGCCUGGGCUCCACCGCCACCGCUAGAGAUGAGAAGCAGCAGGACAUGGCUCUGAGCAUCUCCACCAAUGGAUCUGCUAGCAUUAGUGUGUCUGUGGAGGUCAACGGCACACUCUAUUCAGGAAACCUGUUUGCACAGAAGUCAGGUGCCCCAGCGACUAGCGUGUCCACUGUGGCCCCAGUGCCCCCUGCUGGACCCAGCGCUGGGUUUGGGUUCGCCACCUCUGCCCACAGCCACAGUCCCAGCUCCUCCUCCUCUUCCAAGGGGCCUUGCUCGGCCGAGCCCUCCACCAGUGGUUCACCUUAGCUCAGGCCGCCCUACCACCCACUCUCCAGGCUUUUCCUCAACACUGAGGCCUAGCAUGAAUACAGUACAUUGAUAAAUCGCUAAGAAAAAAAAAUACUGUUGCACAACAAAUACCUCAUCGCUCCUGUCAGCCUUGGCUACCCAUUUAUAAAUACACAAUUCACACACCCAAUUACAUCUCAAGAUAACAUGCACCCACACACACACACACACACACAUAUGCAUUUUACACACUCAACACACAUGUACACAUACACACAUGCAUUUCACACACACCCAACACACAGACACUCUUAUCCCAAAUACAUGCUAAACACAAUCAAAGCUCUCAGCCAAAACCCACUGACAGGUGUUCACAACUGAACUUGAAGAGUUUUAUUUUAUGAUUUUGUUUGUUGCUAUUUUGUUGUCUUUUUUUAUUUAGUUUUUUCGAAUUAUUAUUAUGAACAUUAUUUUUUUAGUUCUCUUUUUACAUACUGCAAAUCAAGUAACCUGCAGUGGUAUCUUUACCUCAGGAGCUGUAGUAUACUUCACCUGAAUUGACUUUAUUUUUGUAUUCUUUUUGAUCUUGUUGAAAUCAGGGGGAAUUUUUGGGGAAUUUCACAACGGAACCUCACUCACCUCAGCACACCUCCUACACAUUCAUACAGUAACCCUAUCACAACACUCGAGUUGCCAUGACGAUGGGCCCUAGCCUUUUUACGUCUGAAAACGCUACUUUAUUGAUCCUACAGAUCGCCAUGUAAUACCUCAUAGGCAGUAGUCACUCCCACAAUCAAUACCAGGGAGUCACCCACUCAUUCAGCCUAUUGGAAUGAUGUACUUAAUCUUCAAUCUAACUCAAGAUACAGAUGGCCCUUGUGUCUAAAGGGCUUUGAGGAUCACCAUUAGCUUUGGACAUUUGAUCACACACAGUAUGAUGUUUAUAAGAACCAACUGAUCCGCCGAUCUGUUUAGGACUAGCAAGCCCCAAGCUCAGCUCACCACCCCACAUCUAUCUAUCUAAUAAUCAGAAAGGUAGUGAAGGUGUUCCAGUCCCUGCUCUGGGAUCAAUGUGUGUCCCUUGUUCAAUUCAACAGAGAGGAGAGCCAAAUCACCAAUCAAGGGUUUUCCUCGAACACUGGCAGACCAGACCUGAAGUGUUUUAACCACAUACCUUUUCAAACCUCAUAUUCGCCUCUCCGUUUGGGAGAGGGACCUUUCUCAGGAAGCAUCGUGACGUCUCUUAUUAUGGACUCGCUUUGUCAUUUAAAAAAGGAUCCCACCGAAAGAAUGCACAAGUCUAACAGACUUUCUUCAAAGAAUACCUCAGACUCUCUAGAAGGAGACGUACACUACAUACCUCAUUGCUGCAAAGCCAGUGUGACUUGACCUCGUGGUUUGAACCCCUGCAAUGGGCAACGGUCCACAGGAGUGGACUCCUCCUGAAUGGUGGACUACAUAUGUAGAGACUUGACUGCUGGGUUUUCUUGGGGACACAUUAUUAUACGAAGCUGAACUGGGAUGGGCUUGCUCUCCUCCUGUUUUCGCUGUAUUUGUUUGGGGUUUGUCUGUUUCAUUUCCUUCGUACUGCAUUUUAUGGGACAAAAUCUAUUUGAGAGUAUUGCUCUGCAUGUGUACAAUCAGGUGGCCAGUAUUUUACACCGUAAUCCUCUGGUGUGUGGUAGCCUCUGGUCAUUGCACAGCUGAAUACCAAAGACUAGCCCUGUCCUCUACCCUGGUCCUUAUCACCCUGUCCUCUACCCUGGUCCUUAUCACCCUGUCCUCUACCCUGGUCCUUAUCACCCUGUCCUCUACCCUGGUCCUUAUCACCCUGUCCUCUACCCUGGUCCUUAUCACCCUGUCCCCUGCCCCCUGCCCAGGCUUUUGUAGGCUAGCUGAAUAGGCUAGCUGAGCCACUAGGUAGGAUACAGUGGGGUAAAGAUUGGGUUCCAUGCUAGCCCAUCUUCUAUAGUCCCUGCUGUUAAAGUUGUCAGCUCUGGUCAUGUUGCUUUCCUUAGCUUCUUAAUCAGACCUUUACCUGUGAUUGAGUCUUGGGCCUGGUAUGGUUCUGCCUGGCAUGGCACCCAUCACCUGACAUAUACCAGGGAUAUACCUCAGUGAGUUUUGCUGCAGUGCACAGUGCAUGACACACAAGGCCCUUUUGGCCUAACCUCUACAUUGAAUAAGACGGAGAAAGGGUAGAUGUUAUGCCAACUGGUUUCUCUGUCUCAAUUCAAAGUUCAGGCCUCCCAAAUUCCUCCGACACAUCCACUGUUACAGUAUUUCCAUUCUCAAACUGUCGAGGUAAUUUCUCUGCAUUUUGAAUAGAACGUGAUUUGAAUGAAAUGAAUUUCAAGCAUUGUCUGUGUUGAAUGUGAGGCGUUUAACUGUUUCUAAAUCUUUUACCCCUGAUCUCCUGUAAUCUCUGAGGUGGGCAGCCUUGUUGCUUUUAGUAAGCUGUGUUGUAGCUGUUAUUUGUUGACUUUUGUGGACCUUUUGCUGUGCAGACCCCCGGCCAGGAUUACAAGACCACCACAACAUAUAUACAAUGACUAAAGAGACACCUGCAAUCCCUCGUGAUGAGAUAUUAUGUCCACAUUUAAUGAAGGUGAAAGAUGUAGUUGCUGCCUUAAAAUCAGCUGUGAGAGAUCAGUGAACCUUUCAGGAGCUCUCUGCUAGGAAUGACUGUUUUAUCUUCAAGCUGAAUCCUUUGAAGAGUAAACUAUUUCCAAUAUCUUUUUGAAUUCAAUCAGACAUUAAGGCAUUCAUCAUUCAUGUUAUUGGUUUCAAAACCAAGGUAUACUAUUUAUUUGUGUUGAUUUCUUCUGAUGGACUGAGUUAGCUUGAUCACUUAGGUGGUGUCACUAAAACUCUUUAGUUUCUCUCGUUUUAGAAACGGACAUUUCUGUUUUAUCCAAUCAGUCUAGUCAAUGACUGUCUGACAGUGUAGCCUUACAGCCUUUGCAUGAGAGAGGGAGUGUGUAUGAGUGUGAGAGCAAGUUCAGCGUAUGCUAGAGGAGCGUGUGUGCUAGGGGAGGGUGUGUAACAACCAUGUAAUGCCAUAGAGAAGACUGCAGGUGGUGCUGUUCUCUAAGACCACCACACCAUGACAAGGGUGGGCAACAGGUUAGAACCACAUUCACUGGGAAUUCAGUUUACAGCUCAGGCUUAUGUGGGUUACAAUUGUUGAUGUGUAGACUUGUGUGUGUGUGUGUGUGUGUGUGUGUGUGUGUGUGAGAGAGCUCUUGAAGGCCCCCUACCUCUUACCUCAGGGCAUUGGGCUGCAGUCAUUGUUGCAUUUGAUCUACAAGUUAUGCAAUUGGCAUGUAUACUGAGGGACACAUCCAAAUGCAAACCUUGGACAACCCAAAAGCUGUCUCUAGUGACUUGCUAAAAUGCUAUUUUAGACUGGUUCGAUUUUUGUCUUCAGUUACGGGCAAGGUCACAUCACUCAGGAAACUGUGAAGUUGAAAGUCUGCAGAACCUUGUCCCUGGAUGGUUUGGAUUUUAUUAGAUUUUUAAUUGUUUAAAUCUAACCUGAUCUGUGUAAUACAAGUGCAUAUGAAAGUGGUUGUUGAAUACCUCAUUUAUCAAUUUGUUGUUUUUGGCUUGUACAAUGCUCCGUAUAUAAAUCUGUGGGGUUUGUGCAUAUUUUUGUACUGUUAUUAUGGACAUGAUAAUGAUAUUACUGAUAUUAUAGUUCUCUUUUGAUUAAAACAAAAUUGGGGGAAAAACAUGAGAAUGCUUGUAAAACUGGUUUGUGCUGAUUGUAUUUAAAAGAGGAGCACUUUUCCAAAGUGAUUUUGACACAUUCAGUUUUGUUCACAUUAGUAAUAUAAAGAUAUGGUUCUCAGGGCUUUAAACUUGUGUGUCAUGAUAAAGUUUUACUUUAUAUCUUA